Neodiprion virginianus is the source of this 2716-nucleotide messenger RNA. RefSeq names its product heparan sulfate 2-O-sulfotransferase pipe-like. The coding region runs from base 453 to 1631 and encodes 392 amino acids. Lineage: Eukaryota; Metazoa; Arthropoda; Insecta; Hymenoptera; Diprionidae. Gene Ontology annotation, molecular function: sulfotransferase activity. The transcript has 9 exons. Gene Ontology annotation, cellular component: membrane. The record is from RefSeq and is a predicted model, not a curated record.
UCAUUCGACUCGAGAAUGUGGAACUUCGAAUGAAAAGUCGCGGUCGUGUGAAGAGCUGUUACUGUAAACACAAAUAUAAACCGUUGUUAUUGCUAAAGUAAGGCGACAACAUUUGAGGUGUUUGAACGCAUGCGCAGAUCGGUGCGAAUAUCAAGUAUUAAGAUACAGAGUAUUUAUCAGUUUUCAUAAGAACGAUCUGUACAGUGAUGGUUUUUGUGCAGAUGCUCAGAUCCAGUUUAUGAUUAAUUAAUUAACGUUACAAGCGGGAAUGAAUAAAAAUUACAGUGAAAAAUUUCUUUAAAUCGUAUUUCUAAUUGCUCGAAGUGUGUGGAAAAGAGCCGGCGAUACGCUGAGAGGAUGAGAAAAGAAUAAUAAUAAUUAACGCUAUGAAUUAACGGACUGGGACCGAACAAGCUGAAGUUUUGAGAAGUGCAUCGAGACCUUACAAAAAUAUGAUCACGAAGGAUAACACGUGGAGGAAGCGAAGGCUGCCAAUUCCCAAGAGAACCAGCGAGCUCAUCGCCCUGAUCGCAUUGUCGAGUACGCUGUUCCUGUUUCUUUACACGAGCGAUCUUCACUCUCGAUUGAGGGAGAUGGAAGUCCGACUUCAGCCAGGAGACGAAGAAGGAUUCUUCGCGAAUCAAUUAUCCUCUGAAGAGCCGACCUCCACGGACAUGGACUUUGAAUCCAGCGGUGUCGUUCAGUAUUAUUCAGACAUUAACCGGAAACUGACAGAAUCGUACGUAAACACGAAUGUCCCGGAUAUCGAAGCCUUGAAUAACACGCGUAAAGCUGACAAGGCCGUGAUAUUCUUCAACCGAGUACCAAAAGUCGGUUCCGAAACAUUCGCUGAACUCCUCAGAAGACUCUCGACGUCGAACGAGUUCCACUUCAAUCGAGACCUCCCUCAGAAAUACGAGUUUGUUUUUCUCGCUAAGCAGGAUGAGUUCGAACUGGCGAAAAGUAUCGCCAAUAUCCCUGAACCAUCCGUCUUCAUCAAGCACGUCUGUUUCACGAAUUUCACCGAAUUCAAUUUGCCGGAACCAAUUUACAUGAACCUGGUUCGAGACCCGGUCGAGCGUAUAAUUUCCUGGUACUACUACAUCAGGGCUCCGUGGUAUUUACUUGCACGAAGGCAGAUGUUUCCCGACCUGCCUUUGCCCGAUCCGCAAUGGCUGAAGAAGGACUUCGAGUCCUGCGUCCUGGAGGGUGACAUGGAGUGCCAAUACAUCCAGGGCGACAUCGCGAACGGUAUCAGUGACCACCGAAGGCAGACGCUCUUCUUUUGCGGCCACCAGCAGGAAUGCUUACCGUUCAACACAGUGGGUGUUUUAGAGAGGGCUAAAAUGACGGUAGAAAAAAAUUACGCCGUGGUCGGAAUAUUGGAAGACUUGAACACCACUCUUACCGUACUCGAAAAGUACAUACCUAGAUUUUUCCAAGGAGCAUUGAAUAUGUACUGGGAUCAAGUCAACUCGUUCUCCAAUAUAAAUAGGAAUCCUUUGAAGCCGGCGACUAGCGAAAAGGUGAAAGACAUAUUGCGGAGAAAUUUCACGAAAGAAAUUGAGUUUUAUCAAUUUUGUCAACAGAGACUUUACAAACAGUUCAGAGCGCUGAGAUUAACCAAUUAGUCGAAUUAAGAUAAGUGACGAAAAUCUUCAAAGAUUAAUGUCAUAAACGGUAAUUGGAAUUUCCGAAUUUCUUCCGCGCGCAUCGUGCAGUUUAUUCGAUACAUGUAAUUAAAUCACGAUUGGAACAUUCGCGGAAAUAUUCGCAAUCAUUUUUUUUUUUUUUUUCACGUCGUUUCUUGCCAUCAAGUUUAACAAUAAUAGAACAAAUUCAAACAAGGAUAUAUGUGAAAGAAAAUAAAUAAACAAAAGCAAUUAUUAUUGUCCACCAGAAAAUCUGAAAUUAUAUGGAAAAUCACAUAAAUAUUCAAAUAAUUAUCGAACCAUGGUGGUAAGUAUUAUUACCACCUAUUUAAUAUCCAUUUUUUUUUGUAUAUUUUAAGAACUUUUCGACAUAUUUCUUUGCGGUGUCUUUGCUAUUUGCGACAGUAUGCUAAUAGAUUUUCAUUACUCGAGAGUAAUUGUUGCGACAUAAUUUAAAUUGUUAUUGUUAGAAGAAAAUUGAUUGAGAAAAAAUCUUGAAAAUUGUAGGAAUGAUUUAUUUCCGAGAAAGUUACCCGUCUAAACAAUAUGCACAUGUUUUACACAAAUUAUGAGUUUUUGGAGUUGUUGAUUACGAAUCUGAGAUCGGAUUUAAAAAAUUCAAGAUGACAGAUUUAAUAUGGCGGAUGAAAAUUUCAAAUUCGAUAAAAUUCGGCGAAAAAACUCUGUCCAGAGGUUUUUUGGGGUCGCUGAUUACGAAUCUGAAAUCGAAUUUCGAAAAAUCCAAUCAUUGAUCCCGAAAGACUUUUUUCAUCGGAUUUGAUUAAUUUUCAAAUUUUCGUCCGCCAUAUUGGAUCCGCCAUCUUGAAUUUUUGUAAUUUCAUAUCAGAUGCGUAAUCAGCGACCCCAAAAACCGUCGAAUGCCAUUUUAAUCUUAUUUCAAAAGUUGACUCAGCACAAUAACGUGUUACUCCAAUGGUUAAAUGAUGUCAUUGUACAAUUUUCAUACACGCGUAUAAGGAUAGAACAACAGACAUUAUAAAUAUCCAUUAUUAUUUACAGGAAUUUAUUUUCUCAUAUAUUUAAUAAAUGCUUGAACAAACGUU